AUGUAUGCCGUGCCUGGCACAGACCGCUCUCUCAUCCCCGUCCCCGUCCACGUCAAGCCCCACCACACCAGAGAAGUGCGUCUUCCACAACAACAUCAACAACAACAACAACAACUUCUACAACAACCACAACAACACCUUCAACACCUUCAACAACCAUCACCACCACCACCACCACCACCACAACACCACCACCACCCUCACCCUCUCCCGCUUCGAACCCACAUCGCCUCCCACAGCCUCUUCGCCCCAGGACAUCUUGCCCCUCUCCACCACACCCACUCACCACCCCCAGCCACCACCUCCACCCUCCCCCUCUUCGGCCCUUCCCGGCAGUCAGGAGGACGAGAACAAGGACGGAAGCCCUUCCGCUACCACUCCAGAUCUGCUGCUCGAACUUCCAUCGACAUAUCAGAAUUCCACGUCCCAGAACUUCCUCCCCCCAUCCACCCCACGUCUGCGCAAGGAUUCCGAAACCAUACCAACCGACUGCCUAUCCGCUCACCAUCACACUUUACAUUUCCAUCCUCCUCCUCCUCCUCCUCCUCCUCCUUCUCACCACCGCCACCACCACCAAAGGACCAUCCAGUGAUUCCCCUACGACGGCCAUUGAGGCCGGCCGUGAGCUUUGGUGCCGUCUCACAUCACUCCUACGAUUCGACCUGUCCAAUUGUGGAGAAGCCUACUUCUCACCUGGAGAGGAAGAGAGCUGCAAGUAUGGAGCCUCGCAGCAUCAAGCCCGCUUGGAAUCAGAGGCUCCAUACCUGUUUCUCCUGUUGCUUUGCUGCUCCACCUAGUCCUUGA
Molecule: messenger RNA, 804 nt
Organism: Sphaerulina musiva SO2202
Lineage: Eukaryota; Fungi; Ascomycota; Dothideomycetes; Mycosphaerellales; Mycosphaerellaceae
Exons: 1
Coding region: 1-804 (267 amino acids)
Source: RefSeq, a predicted model, not a curated record